Didymodactylos carnosus is the source of this 1020-nucleotide messenger RNA. The record is from the annotation of a GenBank genome assembly. Lineage: Eukaryota; Metazoa; Rotifera; Eurotatoria; Philodinida; Philodinidae.
AUGUUGAAUUAUGCAAAUAACAUUAUUACCAAUAAUCUGCAAAUCUUAAACUAUUGGUUUCAUAUUCAAAAUGGUAUGUACAAGAGAAAAAUGAAGAUGAAAACAUUAUCAAAAAAGUUUGCGUACAAUAAGUUCAAGUUGACAAGCAAAAUCAUUCGUUAUGUUGAGAAAUUACAAGAACAUUUGGAAAAACGUGUAAAAAUCAUUAUCUUGAAUGAAGAAAAUGAAUAUACAGUUGACGGUGUCACUCAUAAUCUCGAUGGUUUUUAUGCAAAAACAUUGACGUUGAAAAUGAACGAUGAUAAGCAUCGAACAUUGAAAGAAAUAUUGAUGAGAAAAACAGGCAGUUAUUACACACAUAUUCUCGUCUUUAAUUACUCUUUAUUUUCUGGUCAGUUUUCAACCGAUGCUAAACGGUCGUUUUUUCUCUCUGCUGUAUUGUUUUACCAGCUAACACGUACAAUGACAACAAAAUCAAUUCGAGUGAAAUAUAUUCUACGAUGUGAACUUCCUGAAUUAAAAAAAUAUACAAUACCCAUUGACGACAUAUUCUUGUAUGCUAGUAUAUUUCCUGCACCUUAUUAUGAUUGUGGAAAUAUGUUUCAACAUUUAUUUUAUAUGAGUGAAGUACAUCUAGAUGUUGGUAAUGAUGAAACAAUGAUGAAUGAACUCAUACUCAUCAAACCAUCAGGCAAACCAAAAUGGAUUGAAGACGAUUUAUUUCGACAAUUUGAAAAAAAUAAUUAUGAUUUAGCAGUAAUAAGAGAUUUUAUGAUGGCAUGCGAUGUUUAUCAUCCAUAUAGCGAUCAGCUUAUAAUCUUAACCGACGUAUGCUAUAUCUAUCAACCAUCAACUAGAUAUAAGUCAUUUAGAAUGCAUUAUUCGAAUGAAGUAAUACCGUUAAAACAUGGUUAUUCGCUCGGUAUGUCUGCUCAAGCAGCGUUUGUUAAGGAACUAUCAACAACUCCUCCUUUUUUGAAAGAACGUAAGCAUUUAUUAAGAAAAACAAAUGUUAUUUAA